AUGACCACGCUAACAGAACCGCCGCCUGUUGUACCGCACAGAUUUGAACAGCAUGUCGGUUUUGACAACCUCCCGGUCGGGGAGGCGACCAAGAACAAUCCCUCCUCUUUUACUCUUCAAGCAAGACACCAGGGUUACCAUCCUACGCGCCGGUCACGCACCUUCAUGAUCGGAGUGGACGAGCAUGCCUAUUCUGAUUAUGCGCUGGUCUGGCUGCUUACCAACAUGGUAGACGAUGGCGACGAGGUAGUAUGUGUGAGGGUGAUUGAGACCCCAUUCCGGCCGGGGGAGAGGAACUACCAAGAGGAGGCGAAGAAGCUUUUGGAGCAGAUUCAGUCCAAGAAUGAGCUUAACAGGGCGAUUAGCAUCAUCCUAGAGUACUCCGUCGGCAAACUGCAUGACACCUUCCAGCAACUGCUCCUGAUUUACAACCCUUCGAUGCUUGUGGUUGGAACUAAAGGACGGUCGUUGGGAGGAUUCCAGGGACCCGACGAAAAACGGAUGAAGAAGAAGGAAAAGCGGGCGCAAGACCCCAACCGGCAAAGCUACGCGGCUAUGCUUGCGUACAACCAGGGCAAGCACGAGGCAGACAGCGAGACGAGCAGCCUUUACGAAUUCGAAAAGAAUAUUUCUGCGGACGAGGAGGCGCAUCAAGUUGCCGCAGCGAUAGGGCUCCCUGCGCGAUUUGAUCCGACCAUCAAGCCAUACCGGCCGCGCAGUACCAGUCGGCCCCGUAGAUCAUCGCCGUCGCCCCUCGCAUCCUCCAAGCCUUCGCCCAGGGCCACGUCGAUUUCGCCCCCUCCGGCACCGCUUGUGGCAGACAGUGGAGAUGAAGACAGCGGGGACGACGAAGACGAGUUUGAGGUUAUGUCGGGAGACCAGCUCUUGGCUAGAGGCCGGAGCAAGGCUGCAGCCCGCGAGAAGGAAAAGGAAGAGCAGAAGAAGAAACGACUCCACGAUAUGGAGGUUGGCGAGGCUGCUGCCUUGCUGCAGUCGGGCAAGUCGCGGCAACAGCUGGAUGAGGAUGACGACGAUGACGACUCGCAGGAACGGACAAGCGGCGAUGCUACCACGACAUCAAAGUCUUAG
This is a messenger RNA of Thermochaetoides thermophila DSM 1495, 1089 nucleotides long. Its product is annotated as putative universal stress protein. The coding region runs from base 1 to 1089 and encodes 362 amino acids. Lineage: Eukaryota; Fungi; Ascomycota; Sordariomycetes; Sordariales; Chaetomiaceae. The record is from RefSeq and is a predicted model, not a curated record. The transcript is spliced from 3 exons.